AUGUCUCUCCCCUGGAAACGCCUCAUCCGCUUCGUCGCCACCGACGGCCGAGUCCUGCGUGGAGAACCCAUUCUGCCAACCCCAACUACCGAUCUCGGUUUCAUCACCGAGUCCGACAAAUUGCAAGCCCGCGUGAUUGAGGGUGAUGAUAUAUAUGACACAAUGGGUGCAACACGCGUCACGGAUGAGAUCGUGACUGUUCGUACGAUUCUGGGCCCGCUAGCGGCGAGUGAAGUCCCGAUUCUGCGAUGUGUUGGACUUAACUAUGCAAAGCAUAUAUAUCUGAGCAUGUUCAAGGAAGCUGGACGCACACCUCCACCAUGUCCAUUUAUUUUCUUUAAGCCCAAUACCACGGUCCAUGAUCACGGCAAGUCAGUUGCAAUCCCAAAGAUUGCUCAAGAUGAUCAAGCGGAUUACGAGGGCGAAUUGUGUCUUGUCAUCGGUCGCGAUGCCAAAAACGUCUCUCAAUCGGACGCUCUCUCAUAUGUCGCUGCCUACACAGUCGGGAAUGAUAUCUCCUCCCGCAAACUGCAGCGUGAUCCCGUGCUCGCAGGCCGAGUCCCGCAAUGGGGUUUCUCCAAGGGAUUCGACACAUAUGCUCCCCUAGGCCCCUGUCUUGUUGCUCAGUCAGAGAUUGCAGACCCAAAGACCUUGCGGUUGAAGACUGUUGUGGAUGGAGAGGUACGUCAGGAGGAAAGUGUUUCUGAUUUGCUGUUUGAUUGUGCGUAUUUGGUCUCGUAUCUUUCUCAAGGAACUACGCUGCAGAAGGGUAGUGUUAUAAUGACAGGCACUCCAGGUGGUGUUGGAGCGGGAUUAAGUCCUCCCAAGUAUCUUGUCCCUGGAACUCAGAUGGAGGUGUCGAUCAGUGAGAUUGGAACUUUGAGAAAUGAUGUUAUUUUUGACUAG
Molecule: messenger RNA, 906 nt
Organism: Penicillium malachiteum
Lineage: Eukaryota; Fungi; Ascomycota; Eurotiomycetes; Eurotiales; Aspergillaceae
Product: fumarylacetoacetate hydrolase family protein
Exons: 5
Coding region: 1-906 (301 amino acids)
Molecular function (GO): catalytic activity
Source: RefSeq, a predicted model, not a curated record